AUGGGUGAUGAUGUGGUUCAAUUUUUUACCACCAAGUUCAUGGUGCACCAACAGUUGACUGAAGGCUUCCCACCUUCAGAAAAAAGUCUUACAUUAUCCUCCCCCAAAGCGAAUAACAUCGGAAAAUUACCUAAAGUCAGAAAAGCGCUCGAGAGCUACAGAACAGGGCCAACAUGUGAUGAACCAAGAGACACAGGAGUCUUACAGGCCCGAUGGGUUGAAGCCAAAAGAGGUGGUUUCUCCAAGGAAGCAGCCUUAGGGGAAUAG
Coccidioides immitis RS is the source of this 267-nucleotide messenger RNA. RefSeq lists its product as uncharacterized. Lineage: Eukaryota; Fungi; Ascomycota; Eurotiomycetes; Onygenales; Onygenaceae. The record is from RefSeq and is a predicted model, not a curated record. The transcript has 2 exons. The coding region runs from base 1 to 267 and encodes 88 amino acids.